CAGCAGUCAGUCAGUCAGUCAGUCAGUCACACGGAGUCGAGUCAGAUCUCUGAACCGUGGAGAUUAUCGUUCAGUCGCUUUGUGUAUUUACAGCCACCGCUGUGAAAAACGACUAGACAGAAUGGGCACGAACUACUCUUCUCGAACCACAGCCUUUUGGAGAUAAGAGGGCGGAAACGCGAGUAAAACAGACAGAAGAGAGAGAGAAAAACAGACGAGGAACGCGAGAAGGCCGAACCCAUCGACGGAACGCGAGAGCAGCCUAGUUACUCACGCGACAGGCGCGCGGCGCUCCAGUGGAUUUGCGGCUCAAACAGACGAGGACGCUCGUUGCGAACCGUACAUGUGGAUUAUUCGCGGAAAUUUCUUAAUUUCGUUCUCCUCAGAAACUACAUAAAAGUCCGGUAACGAUAGAUCUUCACCUUCCGCGGAGAGGUCGGUGACUGUGAGGACUCAACGCCACAUGAUGCACAGUGUUGGUGACAAGACCACACCCAUUUUUAGUGUGUAGAGGAAGUUGCAUCGUCAGCAUGUCCUCGCACCCUCAGCCAGUGCCUCAGGGUCGGAGGGCUGUGGACGCUCGUCACCUUCCCAGUUCUGCCACCCUUCCUCUGCAGCUGAGAGCUCAUACGGAUGUCGGUGGACUUGUGGACUACCAUCCUCAUGCUCGGAACUAUGGUUCCCAUUUGUCCCAUGGAUCGCUGGCCCAGCCUCACCGCCGUAGACCAUCCCUUCUGUCUGAAUUUCAACCAGGCAGUGAAAGAGGUCAAGAGCCCCACAUUCGAUAUGAACACAUUUACCUACAUGAUCCCAGCAGCCAUUCAGAAGUAGAGUACUCCGAGAUAAAGCGUUCUCGCUUGGACAUCGGGGCGGAUUCUCUUAUUCGUCACUCAACCCAUCGUCAGUCCCUCAAUGUGUGCGGAGCUGAGGAAAUGGCAAAGGAGCACAGCAGUGGUUCCAUUGGAAAGAUUGAGCCCAUCUCUCCUGUGAGCCCAGUGCCCAUGGAGCCCGACCUUGACUUGGUUCCCUCUCGCCUCUCCAAAGAGGAGCUAAUCCAGAACAUGGACCGUGUGGAUCGGGAGAUCACCAUGGUGGAGCAGCAGAUCUGUAAACUGCGUAAAAAACAGCAACAGCUGGAGGAAGAAGCUGCGAAACCCCAGGAGCCAGAGCGCACCGUCUCACCUCCACCCAGUGAAGCCAAACACCGCAGCCUUGUCCAGAUCAUCUAUGAUGAAAACCGGAAAAAGGCAGAGGAGGCUCACCGGAUCCUGGAGGGACUCGGACCCCGAGUAGAGCUGCCUUUAUACAACCAGCCGUCUGAUACCAAGCAGUACCAUGAGAACAUCAAGAUAAAUCAGGCAAUGAGGAAGAAGCUCAUUCUGUAUUUCAAAAGAAGAAAUCAUGCUCGCAAACAGUGGGAACAGAAAUUCUGCCAGCGCUAUGACCACCUAAUGGAGGCCUGGGAGAAGAAAGUUGAGCGCAUUGAGAAUAACCCACGCCGCAGAGCCAAAGAGAGCAAAGUGCGGGAGUAUUACGAAAAGCAGUUUCCUGAGAUCCGCAAACAGAGAGAACUGCAAGAGCGUAUGCAGAAUAGAGUGGCUCAGCGAGGUGGGGGUUUGGCCUCAGCAGCACGCAGCGAACAUGAGGUUUCUGAGAUCAUCGAUGGCAUCUCCGAGCAAGAGAACUCAGAGAAGCAGAUGCGUCAGUUAGCUGUGAUUCCUCCCAUGCUGUUUGAUGCUGAGCAGCAGAGGAUAAAGUUUAUCAACAUGAAUGGGCUGAUGGAAGAUCCCAUGAAGGUCUACAAAGACAGACAGGUCAUGAACAUGUGGAGUGAACAGGAGAAGGACACUUUCCGUGAGAAGUUUAUCCAGCACCCAAAAAACUUUGGCCUGAUAGCCUCCUUUCUGGAGAGAAAGACAGUGGCUGAGUGUGUCCUGUUUUACUACCUGACUAAGAAGAAUGAGAACUACAAGAACAUUGUUCGUAGGAGCUACCGUCGCCAAGGCAGGAACAAGAAUAACCAACAGGCACAGCAACAGGUGAACCGCAACAACCAGGAGGAGAAAGACGAAAAAGAGAAAGAGAAAGAGAAGGAGGGAGACCGUGAGGAGGAGAAAGCAGAGGGAGAAGAGAAAGAGGAUGGCAUAAAAGAUGACACCUCUGGUGAGGACGGGGAGGAGAAAGAGCCUCCUGUAACCGCUAAAGGCCGGCGCACUGCAAACAGCCGAGGACACCGGAAAGGACGAGUCACUCGCUCCAUGACCAAUGAGCAGGAAGAAAACACUUCACCGCUAAGCAGUGAGCAGGCAAACCUGGAGAUGAAUGAAAGUUCUCGUUGGACUGAAGAGGAGAUGGAGACGGCAAAGAAAGGUCUGCUCCAGUAUGGCAGAAAUUGGUCCGCAAUCGCCAAGAUGGUGGGCUCCAAAACAGUCUCCCAGUGCAAGAACUUCUACUUUAACUACAAGAAGAGACAGAAACUGGAUGAGAUUCUGCAACAGCAUAAAAUAAAAUCGGAGAAAGAGCGUAAGGCCAGACGCAAAGGUAAAGCUCUUCAGAACGAGGAGGCCAGCGCUCCAUCUGCUGAAGAGGAGAUGGAGGGAUCAGGAGUCAGCGGCAAUGAGGAGGAGGCUCAGGAGGAUGGAGAGGGUGGAGCUAAUAACAGCUCAGACACCGAGAGCCUCCCUUCCCCACGCUCCUCAGAUGACAGCAAGGUCAAAGAAGAAGGCUCAGCAUGGCCCAAAACUGCACCCAAUGCCACUUCCUCCUCAUCCUCAACGGACAAGGACAUGGCAGCAAUGGAGACAGGGCCGGAAGAAAAGCCAAAAGUAAACAAAGGAGAAGGGGAGCAGGGAGCAGUGAAGCAGGAAGUAAAGACGGAACCGGGUGAGUGUGGUAAGGAGGCAACAGGAGAAGAUAAGAAGCCUCCUGCCUUCGAGGUGGAGGAGAGAAAGAAAGAGGUCAAAAAGAAAGAGCAUGGAGGAAAGAGCGGAGCUCAAGACAGUGACUCCAGUGCCACUUGCAGUGCCGAUGAGGUAGAGGAGACGGAAACCUCAGACAAGAACAGGCCAAGUUUGUUGAAUUUCGCCCAUGAUGGAGUGAUCACUUCUCCAGUUCAGAAACCACUGGACCUCAAACAGCUCAAGCAGAGAGCAGCUGCUAUUCCUCCCAUAAUGCCAGAGAUGUCAUUAGCAGGGCGUGAUAACCGGCCCGGGUUGCUGGGGAAGCAGCAGGGUAUGCCCCACGCUCUUGCAUUGUACCAGCAGCAGAUUACCAUGGCACAUGAAUCUUCCCAGGAGGCCAAACAGCAACAAUCACAGCCAACCAAAUCUCAACAUAACACAGGAGGCGGAGACUCCAACAGCCCACUGGUCAGGACUCGCAGCCCUGGUGUCUCUGACAGAGAGAGGGAAGAGCUGGAGGGGAACGAGAGAUGGCUUCAGGCUCUGCUACAUGGAUUACAUAAAUCUCGAGCAUUCUCUCCUCUUGCGGAUGGUAAAAAGAUUCCUGGGGCUGAUGAUGUUCGGGCUUUAGGUCUAGGCCGACCAGUGAUGUCACCAUACCAGCUCUCGCCCAGAGACAUGGCCAAAUUCAGCCAUGAACAGCUGCUACACUAUAAUCCUUCAUUGGCUCCUUCUCUACAGCCACAGGAGAGAAUGGCUGCAGUGCGGCCUCUCCAAAUCCCAGAACCCCCUCCUCUCAUUUCCUCUGCCAAACCUGGUGGUUCCAUCACGCAGGGUACUCCAGUGCAAUUGCACAACCCAUCUCAUGGCUCUGACCAUGGAAAAAUCCCGGCACCAGGAUCUCUGGCUCUCUCCUGGAUAGACCAGAGGAAAAUGGGAGGGUUUCCAGUGGUUAAACAGGAGCAGUUGUCUCCACGCGGGGCCACCACCUCUCAGGCUGAGAAUCUCUCCUCACAGGACUGCGCUAUGUCACGGGGCCCCAUGCCAGCUGUUCAGGGCGGCAGCAUCACGAAGGGCAUCCCUGGCAUGCGUGUGCACCAAGAACCUUCCGUAUCAUAUCGAGGAGGUUCUAUCACUCAGGGCACUCCUGCAGAUGUCUUGUAUAAGGGCACAAUAACCCGUCUGAUCUCUGAGGACAGCCCCAGCAGAGAGAGAAGCAGAGAAGACACACCUUCUAAGGGGACCUUAGUCUACGAGGGCGUCAGUGGACACAUCCUUUCCUUUGACCGGGGUCCAAAUUCUAAGGAGGAGGCUCGUGGGGACAUGGCUGGGCUGAAGAGGACCUAUGACAUGAUGGAGGUUGGCAUUUCUCGUGUUCCAUCCAUCAGAGACUCAAUAUCUGCAGCUGAAGGCUUGAUUGGUCGAGCAAUGCCUCACGAGCGCGAUAGUCCUCAUCUGCACCACAUCCGUGGAUCCAUAUCUCAAGGAAUCCCACGGGAUGACUGUCAGCGCCGGGAGGUUAAACAGAUGAAAAGAGAGGGUUCCCCAUCACCCCGUGGCCCUGGUCAUCCCACUGACACUCUUAAAUCACGGUCUCAUGAGAGUAUGGUGACCACCGUCAAAGAGGGAGGACGCUCCAUCCACCUGAUCCCUCCUGAGGGGGUUGUGAUAGGCAAGCCCAAGGAGGGCUCAAUCACCCAGGGCACCCCUAUGAAACAAGAGCCUGUUGGUUCAUCUAAGCGCCAUGAUGUGCGGUCCAUCAUCGCCAGCUCUCCUCGGCCUUACUCUGGACUGUCCUCUAAUCUAGAGCUGAGGCCCGAGCACAGAGGGUCUGACAGGGCCCGCUAUGAGGAGGUAGGGAGCAAAUCCCGACCCAGCGCUGUGGUCAGCACCCCCAGCUCUCUGUCCCGUACCUCUCCAUUGACACUCAUUGGAGAGCAGAGCAGCAGACCCCACCACAGUCCAGUGGGCUAUGAAGAUCUCAAAAGAUCCGGCUACCCUCCGCCCUCACACAGAGCCUCUCCACUGUCCGGGAGAGAAACCUCACAGCGUACACAUGAAGGCUCUAGUAAGGCCCAGCAGCAAGAGAGAAAAUCUACUCCCACCCCUCGAGAGGUGAGCUCCACUAAGUCUCCAAUGGCAGUUGGUGAGCACACUGCAUCUUUGGCUUACGAGAGGAUCCUGCAGGGGCUGGGAGCUGAGAUGUUUCGCCAGAUACCUCUACAAUUUGACCCUGCAACUCUUCCCAGGGGAAUCCCGAUUGACCCAGCGUAUUACUUGCCUCGUCACCUGGCCCCUGCCCCUGGCUACCCUCACCACUACCCACCCUACCUGAUCAGAAGUUUCCCUGAAACAGCAGCACUGGAGAACAGACAAACGCUCUUCAACGACUACAUUACCUCCCAGCAGAUGCACCAGUGGCCAGCAACUGCUGCUGCCAUGGCUGCCCAGAGACCUGACCUGCUCAGAGGCCUAACGCCUCGAGAGCAGUCCCUUAACUUAGCCUACUCACCCACACCCAGAGGAACAUCUGCAUCCCCCAUGGAUCGUAUCACAUACAUCCCAGGAACCUCUCCAGCUUUCCCCAGUGGGGCCUACAACACCUCUCCCAUCUCACCAGUGGGAGCCUCUCACAUGAGCAAGAUCCAAGGCAGUUCGACAUCCUCGGAGAGAGAAAGAGAACGGGAGAGGGAGAGAGAAAGAGAGCGGGAUCGUGAGAGAGACCGAGAGCGAGAGAGGGACAGGGAACGUGACCGAGAGAGAGAGCGUGAGAAAGAUCGGGACAGAGAAAGAGACAAGUCCCUUGGUCAUGGUAACGUGGAACAUGCCCCUAUAUGGAGACCAGGAGCACCUGAACAGAUGGGUGGCAGCAGCAGUUCUCGUCCCCCAUCUAAUCCAUACAGUCACCAGUCAUCUCCGCUCUCCCCCCGUCCUCAGGACUGCCUGCAGCAGAGACCCAGUGUUUUGCACAACACCAACUCAAAGACCCUGCCUAGUUCUGAGCACAAUAGUCCCUCUGUGCUGCGGCAACCAGGCUCUGCUCGCUACCAGGGCUUCAGUGGGCACCUUCGGUCUGGUCUAGCCAAUGAGGGUUACCAAUCUGGUACAGACUCAAAUGCUAAAGACUUGAGCAGAGAUGGGAUCAAGAGUCAUGGGCGUGGAGGUAUGCCCAAACAUCAGGACCUUUCAUCCUCUUCCAAGCCUGACCCCAAGCUGGCCAGCCCUGGUGCCGGUGUUUCAUACCCAUCUCCUUACAGCCAUGCCUCUGGUGCCCACAUUGGUCUGCCCACAAGUCGAGGGCAUCCCUUGCUGGCUUCUGAAAGCAACAGCAGCAGCAGUUCCAUCCCGUCCCGUGGUGGGGAUGGCAUCAGCAGCGCGUCAAGUAGGGAAAAGACUCAAAACAAAGUGAUGUCCAUACAGGAACACGAACUUCGAGCACUCGCUCACCAAAAGGCACUUGAACAGCUGUACGGGUCUGAGGAUAGACUUUCUCCAGGCCAGCAGCCGCCGUCUGCCGUCAAAGGCUCUCAGAGAGUGGUCACCCUCGCCCAGCACAUCAGUGAGGUGAUCACUAAAGACUACACACGACAGUCACAGCAAGGCCAGAUAGGUGGUCAAUCAUCUCUACAGCCUGUGUUUGGGUAUCACAACUCACCUGUGCUGGAUCUCACCCGUCCUCCCAGCACCCCCCAAGCCCAGACCCCAACAGACCCCAGUGCCCGCUACACCCCAGAAGGCACUGCUGCUGAGAGGGAGAGAGGGAGAGACAGGUCUCCUCAGAAUAAGGCCUCUCCAGUGAGUCUGGGUGCCGAUGGAAUUGAACCUGUUUCACCACCAGGGGCCAUUUCAGAGCCGGAGAUGCCAGGAGCCGCCUACCCUAAUGAACAAGCAGAGCAGGGUAUGGGAUCUCGUUCUCCGGCCAGUAGCUCUCAACCACCAGCCUUCUUUAGUAAACUGACUGAGAGCAACUCCGCCAUUGUCAAGAGCAAGAAGGAAAUGAUUAAGAAGAUGGUGGUGGGCACAGAGGCUGAAUUUAACCAGGGCCAACCUGGGACAGAAAUCUUUAAUAUGCCUGCCUCUACAAAUGCAGGACCCGUGAGUGUGCGCAGUCACCCAGCACCAGAGGCCAGUGGUAAUACUAUAGGUCUGGAGGCCAUCAUCAGGAAAGCCCUCAUGGGCAAUUAUAAUGAACAGCCGGAUGAUCGCUCACCGUCCAACUCUGUUGGGCCGUCAUCUUCAGCGGAUGGGCGUUCUGAAGACCCCUACUCCCUGCCAGUCAAAUCCAAAGGAGGGCGCUCUAACGGUCGCAAGACUAAGUCUCCUGGUCUGUCUGGAGGAGAGAGACCUUCAUCUGUGUCCUCUGUCCACUCUGAGGGAGACUGUAACCGUCACACCCCACUCACCAACAGAGUGUGGGAGGACAGACCCUCAUCUACAGGCCCCACUCCAUUCCCCUGUAAUCCCCUGACCAUGCAGAUGCGUCUCCCCAGCGGGAUGAUGUCGGGACCCUCACCUUCCCCUACACAGCAGGGCGCGUCUGCACCUCCACAGGGCCAGACUCAACCCCGCACCUGGGAGGAAGAACCCAAACCUCUGCUGUGCUCUCAAUACGAGACCCUAUCAGACAGCGAGUGAACACACACCUCACGCCAUGUACACUAGGACUGAACGUUUGCUGCUUAUGAACAAAAACUUGUUACUGUAAACAGGGAUGUUCGUGAACACACACGUACUCAUGUCCAUACUGACACACACUUGCGGGAACACCUCAAGUGCACACACUCACGCCAUUAGUGGAAGUGCAUUAAAUGGCUGCAGACGCGUGUUGUGUCAGUGUGUUUGUGAAUGCACACACAUGUAUGAGCGUGUGCAUCACUCCAGGACUACUUGUAGGAUGAAUCACUUUUUAGGUUUUUUUUUAUAUGAAUAUAUAUAUAUAUACAUCUAUUUGUGUCGUCUUGCAAGCCUUAUCAGAGUUGACUCAUGGACUCAUCUGUUUUGAUGAUGUGUUUUGGAGCAUUCCUCAUUAGACUGCUCAGGACACACCUUUAUACUGUAAUACAACUGCAAAUUGUUUGUUUUGUGCGUGUGUGUGUGGUGUAAUGCUAAGGCUGAAUGAAUCCUCUGCAGAAAUUAGCACUCACCCACACACACACACACACACACACACACACACACACACACGUACGUAUGUAUGCACUCUGUGUUUUCAUGUGCAUCUGCAGUCCUUCAUGAUGGUUCACGUGUUGCCAAGAUGACCCUGUUGUUUUUUUACGGAUCUGAUGCUGUUGGGCCUUCCGAGUAUGUGUGUGAUGAGACAAGAUGUUAGCCAAUCCCUGCACUAAACUCUACUGGUUUUGAAGCAGAUUUCAUUUCAUCCUGUAACAUUCUGUCCUUACCUUGCUACUUCAGAGAGUUUACAUGGGCGGCCAAAUCAUUGGUUUACAGGGUACACAUAAUGUUCAUUAGUUGACAUUAAACCUUCAUUUUUUUUAACUUGAGUUUUGACACUCAGAAGCGGCUCUAGCUGACCAGUAAUACAUUGUCUUUUCAGUCAUCUCUGUCAUAGUUAAUAGGAGAUAUUUUUAGUUUUGAACUUUUUUAUUUUUAUGUACAUGAACCUUGUUUGCAUGUUUUGUUUUUUUGUAAUGAGUUAAGCACUUAGUCGUCAAACGGUUCCUGUCUGCGUCCUUCAAUAGAUGCCGGCCUGAUAGCAACUUUUUACACAGCAUUUAUUUUUGUUUACUUUCUUAUAUAGUAUUUUGUUUAUUUGUUUCGUCACCUACCUAGUCAAGUGUUCCACUCUCUAGCGACAAUCACUGGCAGAGAGUUGAACGAGUGGACACGUCUUCAGGGGAAGCUGCUUUAUCAGGUCUGAACGUCCCAGCAGACCUGAUGUUUUUCAUGUCAUCUGUUUGUUGAAGAGUUGAAGCCAUGCUGUCUGGCCAGUCCUUUGACAUCACUCACUGAGAGCUGCUUUACUUUUGCUCUUUGUGCUUGAAAGAAUGGUUCGGGAUGUUUUUUUUUUCUUUUCUGUGGGCUCAUUUAAGGAGAUGAUAUAUCCUGCAUAAUAAAAUAAAGAGGUGAGCAGAUGCCACACCUCAUAUAA
Molecule: messenger RNA, 9009 nt
Organism: Carassius carassius (crucian carp)
Lineage: Eukaryota; Metazoa; Chordata; Actinopteri; Cypriniformes; Cyprinidae
Product: nuclear receptor corepressor 2-like
Exons: 46
Coding region: 531-7535 (2334 amino acids)
Biological process (GO): negative regulation of transcription by RNA polymerase II
Molecular function (GO): transcription corepressor activity
Source: RefSeq, a predicted model, not a curated record